Molecule: messenger RNA, 2398 nt
Organism: Cyprinodon tularosa
Lineage: Eukaryota; Metazoa; Chordata; Actinopteri; Cyprinodontiformes; Cyprinodontidae
Gene: tbx21
Product: T-box transcription factor 21
Exons: 6
Coding region: 291-2129 (612 amino acids)
Biological process (GO): regulation of transcription by RNA polymerase II; cell fate specification; positive regulation of DNA-templated transcription
Cellular component (GO): nucleus
Molecular function (GO): DNA-binding transcription factor activity, RNA polymerase II-specific; RNA polymerase II cis-regulatory region sequence-specific DNA binding
Source: RefSeq, a predicted model, not a curated record
AAAGUGGAGCGUGUGUUUGAGUCACUGUUAGAGUCAAAUAAAAGACAUUCACCCACUUGUGUAGUAGUAAAAAAAAGGCAAAGUUGGGUGUGAACGGAGCGUGUUGGAGAUGUUUUGUCACCUCUGAGUUUAAAUGUGCCGCAUGUCAAAGCGCUUUCUCUCCUAAGUCAGGAUAAAAUAGCUCAGACUCCUCUGUUUUUCUGCUUACUUUUCUUUUCCUUUUUUUUUUUAAAACUGGAAGUCUGGGUUAAGCUUAUGACUUUUGACACAGUCCGCGAGCGACGCUGCAAAUGGGCGGCAUAGGUGGCAGCCUCUACCUCAGCAUGUUGAAUGGGACUGAAGCGCAAACUCUCGGAAAAAGCCUCGACAUCAGCACCCACCUCCACCGCGGCGGCAAGGAUCUAGCCGAUUUGAAGAUGGGCAUCCAGGACGCCCGAUUCUACUAUUCGGACUCUGUUCAGAGCGGCCAGGACCCUCUGACCCUGCCCUACCACCCGGAGCAGACUGUGGGGGGGUACGGGACUCAGCCCGGCAGGUUUUACGCGCAGACCUUGAGCGGAUGUCCCUACGGCGGCAUGCGCUCUCCGCCGAGGAGCGGCACCGUGCAGGGAUACGUCCCCGCGGCGGGAGAGGGGUUCCCCGCUGGAGGUAAAGAGCCAGUGUACCCCUCCUCUGCAGAAAACUACCCAGCGAGCUUCCAGCACGGCUACCAGCGGCCUCUCUACCCUUUACCUGGGCUGCAGGUGUGCGGGAAGACCCAGGUCCUGCUCAAUAACUACCCGCUGUGGGCCAAGUUUCACAAGUUCCAGACCGAGAUGAUAAUCACCAAACAGGGCAGGAGGAUGUUCCCCUUCCUGAGCUUCAACAUCAGUGUUCUGGAUCCAUCGGCCCACUAUAAUGUCUAUGUUGACGUGGUUCUGGCCGAUCAGCACCACUGGAGGUACCAGGGAGGAAAAUGGGUCCAAUGUGGGAAAGCAGAGGGUAACAUGCCAGGGAACAGGAUGUACAUGCAUCCCGACUCUCCUAACUCAGGGGCUCAUUGGAUGAGACAAGAAGUGUCGUUCAGCAAACUCAAGCUCACCAACAACAAAGGCAGCAACAACAAUGUGGCACAGAUGAUUGUGCUUCAGUCGUUACACAAGUACCAACCGCGUCUUCACAUUGUGGAGGUGAAGGAGGAUGGCUCAGAGGAUCCCUUCCUGUCCUCAAAAGCUCAGACGUUUGUCUUUUCAGAGACGCAGUUCAUCGCUGUCACUGCGUAUCAGAAUGCAGACAUCACUCAGCUGAAAAUAGACCAUAACCCCUUCGCUAAAGGUUUCCGAGACAAUUACGACACGCUCUACGCUCCUCCCGACUCUGAUCGCCUCACUCCUUCCCCUACAGAAGGCCAGCAGUUGCUACCAGGGACCUGCUACACUCAGGGUUACCUCUCUGAACAGUACAUUAGCCCCCUGCAACAGAGCCGCUUCUAUGGUCGUGAACCCAUCUCCAUGGGCCAGCAGCACAAGGAUCCAUCCUCUAGCCCUGGACCUCACAGUCGCUGGUAUCUCCCCCCACAGCAGAGUGUGCCUCCAAACCGGCUUGACUUCACUUCCUCCUACGAGGGAGACUUUUCUGGAAAUGGUUUCUACAAGCCAUUUCCCCUUCAGACGUCUGCUCACCAUGCGUUCAGCUACUACCCAGAGCAUCCUUUUGCAUCAAGCAGCGUGUCCGUAUCAGCCGGUUCAGCUGGAUGGAGCACAAGCAGGCCCACCCCACAGUAUCCCAGCAAACCCACCCCCAGUCUGAGCUGGUUAAGACCCAUUUCAUCAUCCUCUUCCUCCUCAUCAUCUUCCACACCCCCUGGCACCAGGCUGCACCCCCACUCCCUCCUGGAACCCCUGCAGCCACCUCUGCUGCAGGAAAAGCCAAAAGACUCUGCAGGAGCUGCAGCGGAGGACCCCUGGCUCGAGCCACCCUCCACCAAAUCAGCAGACUCGGCCGAUUCGGGCCUGUAUGAGGGGAACAAGAAGAGGAGGGUGUCUCGCUACACGUCCAGCACUGAAAACUCCCCACCUCCAUGUGCCGGGGAGGUCUGUGAAAAAGACAACAGCAGCGAUCCAGACUACUAUGGUUAUUACACCCACUGAGGGCAUGACAUUCUGUUGCAAACAUUUCCAAACGCCCUCUCACAGCGCCCUGAGUAUGCAGAGGCUGUUAGGGCAUGAUGAAGAGCUAAAACAGUCCAACCAGAACAACAUGACGUAAACCCUCACAGUGAAGACUUCCACACCACAAAGUUUCAUCUCACAAGUGUCAAAUGAUCACAGGAGAAACUCCGAAGUACAGUGACAAAGCGAAUAAAGGUGGAUGUGACUGGAACUCUGGCCUAAAGUCACAUAAACACCAAACAGAUGUA